Molecule: messenger RNA, 1224 nt
Organism: Dracunculus medinensis (Guinea worm)
Lineage: Eukaryota; Metazoa; Nematoda; Chromadorea; Rhabditida; Dracunculidae
Source: the annotation of a GenBank genome assembly
AUGAGAGAGUCCUCACCAUUACUGGUAAAACUCAUUCCACUGGCUUGUCACAUUGAGCAAUAUCCCAUGAUAAUAGAAGUACAGAUUGCAGCCAAAUCUUCAUUAAACUAUAGCGAUGUAUUGGAUUUGCGAAGUCAGUUAACUGAUGAAGAAGUGACAUUAAUGGAGCAGACCCGUGAUUAUGCUCAAAAAAAAUUACUACCUCGUGUUAUUGAUGCUUAUCGAUAUGAAAAAUUUGAUCCAACACUUAUACCCGAAAUGGGUGCUAUGGGCUUACUUGGAGCUCCUUAUCAGGGAUAUGGAUGUGCAGGGACAACAACAGUUGGAUAUGGCUUAUUAGCUCGCGAAGUUGAAGCAAUUGAUAGUGGUUACCGAUCGACGAUGAGCGUUCAGACAAGUUUGGUCAUUGGACCAAUAUAUAACUAUGGGACUGAAGAGCAAAAAGAAAAAUAUAUCCCGAGGUUAUCUGCUGGCAAGCUUAUUGGAUGCUUCGGCUUAACUGAACCAGAUUUUGGAUCAAAUCCAGCUGGCAUGCAAACGAAGGCGAAAUGGGAUGAAAAUAAUAAAGUUUACAAAAUUUCGGGGACGAAAUCUUGGAUCAGUAAUUCACCAGUUGCCGAUGUCAUGAUCGUUUGGGCAAGAAGUGAUCGUCAUGACAACCAAAUCAAGGGUUUUAUUCUUGAAAAAGGAAUGAAAGGUCUUUCGACACCCAAAAUAGAAGGCAAAUUAUCGUUGCGAACAAGUAUUACAGGUCAAAUAGCGAUGGACGACGUAGAAAUUUCAGAGGAGUACCUUCUUCCGAAUACAGAGGGUUUGGCUGGACCUUUUGGAUGUCUAAAUAAUGCCCGACUUGGUAUCGCUUGGGGUGCUUUGGGAGCAGCAGAAUCUUGUUUUUUUAUUGCACGACAAUAUGCCUUAGAUAGAAUUCAAUUUGGAAGACCACUCGCUCAGAAUCAAUUGAUACAACUUAAGUUGGCUGAUAUGUUGAGCGAAAUAUCUUUAGGUUUGCAAGCGUGUCUUCGUGUAACCCGUCUAAAAGACAUAGGGCAAUCAGUGCCAGAACAAAUUUCCUUUAUUAAGAGGAAUUCAUGUGGUAAGGCUCUUGAAAUUGCCCGUAAAGCCCGUGAUAUACUUGGUGGUAAUGGCAUUAUCGAUGAGUAUCAUAUCAUGCGGCACAUGCUGAAUCUUGAAACUAUUAAUACAUAUGAAGGUAAUCGAAGUUAA